Messenger RNA from Parasteatoda tepidariorum (common house spider), 952 nucleotides. It is a transcript of the gene PIG-C, whose product is annotated as phosphatidylinositol glycan anchor biosynthesis class C. The record is from RefSeq and is a predicted model, not a curated record. NCBI's taxonomy places the organism in Eukaryota, Metazoa, Arthropoda, Arachnida, Araneae, Theridiidae. Gene Ontology annotation, cellular component: membrane; glycosylphosphatidylinositol-N-acetylglucosaminyltransferase (GPI-GnT) complex. Gene Ontology annotation, biological process: GPI anchor biosynthetic process.
AUGCUUCUCCAUCGAUUAAAGAAAAAUAUUUGUUUAGAAAUGAAAAUGUCUUGUUAUGAUUCUCUUAGCAAAAAUCUAACGAUAAUUACUUAAAAAAUGCCGGAAAAAUGGGAAAAGGUUUUGUAUAAGAAACAAAAGUACCCAGAUAAUUAUGUGGAUGCCUCUUUCCUAUCCGAUUUGCGCAAAAAUGUAAAUCUUUACCGAUAUUCUUGGUGGGAAGCCUUCAUCAAGGUUUGUUUAGUUACGCACGAAAUCUGCUGUACCGUUUUCUUUGUCAUUAUUUUCAUAUUUAUGGAAGAAAAUAAUCUAUCGGUAAUAAGAAUUCUAGGAUUGUUAGCGAUUUUAACUGUUUCAUGUUUCUUAAUAAUUCAAAUAACAUCUGCAUAUCAGUGGACUAUGAAGAAAAGCUACUUCUAUGAGUAUUUCAAAAGUGCUGUUAUAUUUUUCAUUUUCGGAUACAUGUUUUCACCUGUGCUAAAAACGUUGACUCAAACUAUCAGUACUGAUACAAUCUAUGCUAUGGUAGUACUAAUGAUGAUAGUUCAUAUAUUGUUUCAGGAUUACGGAACUGAUGCUGCAAUCGUUUCGGGCACUUUGUCAGUGAACUCUGCUUUAUUUGCAGCUGUGUGCUUAGCUUCUAGAUUGCCUACUGUAUUGCACACUUUUGUACUCUUAGUUAGUGCUGUUAUAUUGUUUGUAUUGCUACCUUUAAUGAGGAAGCAGUUAAAGAACAAUGACUUUGGUUUAUUAAUAACUACAUCAUUGUUUUUUCUAUCUGUAACAACAGCUUUAAUUCACAUUUCGACUUUGUUUACAAUUUUGUUUAUACUUCUAUGCCUAAUUAUAAAUAUAAUAUUUCCUUCUUUGUUUGUUUAUUGUCAAAAAUAUAAAGAGAAUAUAUUUGGACCUUGGGAUGAAGCGUUUGUGAAAAAAUAAAUUAACUCCAUCUAAA